UACUCUCCUCAACAUCACACUCACAUCAGCAGAUCCGGGAUCUGCGACAUCAUUUCACUCACUCACUUUACUCCACUUUUCCAUUCUUUAAAAAUGUGAAAAUAAUAUCCUCAUAGAAACGCCAUGUCUGUAAAUAGCGACUCCGCCAUCGACUUAUCCACCUCCUCCACCCCCCACACUCCCCCCCACCUCAGCUGCUCCCGCACGACCUCCUCCUCUUCACACACCUCCGAAACCCUCGCCUCAGAACUCUCCGAAUACCUUACAAUCUCCCCAACUCGCCUCGAUUUCGCCAAAAAACUAGGCUACACCGAGGCUCAGGUUUCCUUGGCGUUGAUCAAAUUGGGGCCCGAGCCGAGUCAGAAUGAGCUCUUGAGUGAACUUAUCCUGUUGGAUGGACAGCAGAGUGGUGGGUCGAGUGGGUCGAGUGGGUCGAGUUUGUCUUCUGGUGGAGGCUGUCUGGUCAGCGAAGGAGAAAAGGAAAAUCCUGAGGAAUUAAGACAUGUGGUGAUUGAUGGGUCCAAUGUUGCCAUGAGCGCCGGUUCGAACACGACCUUCUCCACCUCUGGCCUCCUCUCGUGCUUCACCUACUUCAAAACCCGGGGUCACACGGUCACAAUCUUCAUCCCGUCCUUCCGCAAGGACGACCCGCUCGUCUCCGACCCUCUGAUCCUGCUCGACCUCGAGAAAUCCGGAAAUCUAGUUUGGACCCCGUCCCGCGUGGGCGUGAACAAGAGGACGAUCUGCUAUGACGACAGAUACAUUUUGCAGCUGGCCGUGGAGACGGAAGGGGUCGUUGUUUCGAAUGAUAAUUAUCGGGAUUUGGUGGGAGAGAGGGAAGAGUUCAGGAAGGUCGUGCAGGAGCGGUUGCUCAUGUAUUCUUUCGUGGCGGGGAGGUUCACCCCCCCAGAGGACCCCCUUGGUCGCAUAGGCCCCUCCCUGCACCAAUUCCUCCGGAAGAGCCGAACCCCAUCCGCCCCGCCCUGUCCCUACGCAAAAAAAUGCACCUACGGCUCCAAGUGCAAGUACUACCACCCAUUUCAACCCAAAUCCGUCUCGGAAGUCCUUCGGAUGAAAUCCGCCGCUGCCAAAACCCAGAGCGUGCCACUGACCAAAAACAGCAACGUUUUUGCCCAGAAAGAGUGCAUCAUGCGGACCAAGAGCGCCGCCACGCCGACGACGAGUCAACAAGCGGGAGGGGAAGUGAGGAGUCAUCGGAAGUUGGCGAGGCAGCUGAGCAUCAAUCCUUACUCGGAGGAGGUCAGAAGUGCGGACACCCCUCCACCCACGACCACUUCGACCACGUUUUCCUUACCGCCCUUCCCCAGUGACCCCAGUCUGAGCCGGGUUUGGGGCCCCCCGAUCGACCCCGUUGAUAAAUUACGCUAUCAUUUAUCCCAAAUUUUCCCCGCUGUCCAGGUUGAUCACGUGCUCGGGAUGUAUCCGGACUGCACGGACGGCGGGUUCAUCUGCGCCGAGAUCGUCAGGGUUUUCUGCGGGAAUAAGUGACGAGAUUUGUGAUUUUUCUUGGACGCACCUAAGAAAAAGUGAGGAGUGUAACUGCCAUGCAGUGUUUUUCGUGUGGGCGAAUUUUUAAUCGUUUUGUACUCGAGAUGGAGAUGCAAGUUUUAAAUGUCGUUAAAUAAUAAAAUUUAUUCGGAGACGCA
Messenger RNA from Folsomia candida, 1667 nucleotides. RefSeq names its product probable ribonuclease ZC3H12C. Gene Ontology annotation, cellular component: nucleus; cytoplasmic ribonucleoprotein granule. The record is from RefSeq and is a predicted model, not a curated record. Gene Ontology annotation, molecular function: mRNA binding; RNA endonuclease activity; metal ion binding. The coding region runs from base 124 to 1509 and encodes 461 amino acids. The transcript is spliced from 4 exons. NCBI's taxonomy places the organism in Eukaryota, Metazoa, Arthropoda, Collembola, Entomobryomorpha, Isotomidae.